GCGAGAGAAUAAGCGGAGAGUCAAAAAUACAGAAAAAAAUCAAAUAGUUGACUCUUGGGGUAUCUGUCUGAUUUUCGUUUCUUGGAGGAAUAGAGGAACUUUUUUAAAUUUUAUAAAUAAAUCUGAAAAAAAGUAUAAUAAAGGAUUUAAAUCACAAAAAAGUUAUAUAAAAUAAGAAAUAUUUUGGAGAACAACGGUCGCGAGACCAGUGAUUCUUUAUUAAGUUAUUUGUCAUCGUUCCACGCAUUGUAGUAUGCUGCUUUUUUUCGUUUCAUAAUAAAAUUCCCAAAAUGGCCGCUUACUCUACCUUUGCUGUUACUCGUACCCAUCAACUUGUUAUGUUGAUGGUGAGGACCUAAUACCCUAGAAGUCACUCGCUUUGCGCCGCUGAUUUGAUCUUAGUUAUUCAUCAGUAAUUAAUAUAUUGUGUAAAAAAUACCAAAUUAAUAAGAAACCUUAAUUAACGAUUCCAUCAUGUCCUCAACAUCAGCGGCAGGUGGCAGUAGUGGUGCAGGCACUGGGAGCUCCACGACAACCGCCGCUACCUCUCCCAACGCUAGCAAUAGCAUACACGCCAGCAGUGGCCGAGGACGAAACAGCAAUACUGCGGGAGCCAAUGCUACAAAUUCCGGUGCAGGUAGUUCGAAUGCCAAUCUCAACGUUGUAAACAGUGUCGCAUCUGCUGCUGCAGGUUCUGGAACAGGAGAAGAAGCGCGUAAGGAUCCAAAACCAAAUCCAAAAAUUUCCAAAGCAUUGGGUACCUCAGCUAAGCGUAUUCAGAAAGAAUUGGCUGAAAUUACACUGGAUCCUCCACCAAAUUGCAGUGCUGGACCAAAAGGAGACAAUCUGUACGAAUGGGUUUCAACUAUAUUGGGACCGCCUGGAUCAGUGUACGAAGGUGGUGUAUUUUUUCUUGAUAUACAUUUUUCACCGGAAUAUCCGUUCAAACCACCAAAGGUGACAUUUCGAACACGUAUCUAUCACUGCAAUAUAAAUAGCCAGGGUGUCAUAUGCUUGGAUAUUCUCAAAGAUAAUUGGUCACCAGCGUUGACUAUAUCGAAAGUUCUACUCUCUAUUUGUUCCCUGCUGACUGACUGUAAUCCUGCGGACCCCUUAGUGGGCAGUAUCGCCACUCAAUACUUGCAGAAUCGUGAAGAACACGAUAGAAUCGCUCGACUUUGGACAAAAAGGUUUGCCCAAUAACGGGCAACAAAUGUUUUUUAUACAUUUAAUUUAACCUAAUUUUUUACAGAUACGCAACAUGAUUUCCUAAUCUUGUAAGUCCCAACAUUAAAAUAAAAAUAUAAGCAACAGUAAUAGAAAUCUAAAAAAAACUAAUGACUGCAGCAAAAAAAAAUUAAUAAUUAUUGAAGCGAAACUAAUAUUUGCGAACAUCAUGCAGGUGAAUAAUAAUGGUAAAAAUUAUACUUUUAAAAGGAACUUAACUUUGAAAAAUUUUUUUAACACUAUCUAAUAUAUAUUAGCAAUUAAUUAUAAAAACUAUAAUAUAACACAAAAUAUUAAACAGAUAUUGUGUAGGGAACAGCGAUGGCAAGGGUAUGGACGUAUUCGAUAAAAUUUAGUUUCAAGUUAAAAUUAGCGCACUUUUUAUGUGAGUUUUUUCCAGUCAAUACAAAGCGUGUAGGAAACGAAGAAAUACGAAUAUCAAAAAAUCGGUAUAUAAAUCAUGUUUUAUUUUGUGUAAAAAAUAAGCAAAAUUGCUAUUUCAACGUACAACAAUAAGUAAUAAAUGAACCAAAACUGCUGAUUCGAUGUCAAAAUAAAAAUUACAACAAGAAAGCUGCAUAGAUAUACACAAUUAAAAAAUACACAACUUAAGAUAACAUGUAGAAGCUAAUAAAUCUGUUCGAUUAAUUGUAUUGUAGCAUCGGAACUGAGAAGCAGGUGACAAAUUCUUGUCUUUAAAUUGUAAACAUAAUCGCGAGCAUCAAAUAAAAACUAUUAAAAACGCUCAUAUAAUUAAAUUA
Messenger RNA from Bactrocera oleae (olive fruit fly), 1988 nucleotides. RefSeq names its product ubiquitin conjugating enzyme 2 (gene Ubc2). Gene Ontology annotation, biological process: protein polyubiquitination. The record is from RefSeq and is a predicted model, not a curated record. Gene Ontology annotation, cellular component: nucleus. Gene Ontology annotation, molecular function: ubiquitin conjugating enzyme activity. Lineage: Eukaryota; Metazoa; Arthropoda; Insecta; Diptera; Tephritidae.